ACCCUUUCCAUAAAAAUCCAAAACUGAAACGCGAAGAUAAAAUCAGUGAAGCUUUUGCUAGUCUCGCCGCUCUGUAUCUGGAAAGAGAGAGAUAGAGAGAGAGAAUCAAUGGCUUCUCUCAUCAACAAACCCUUUUCUCUCUGCAACUCUUUCAACGCCACCACCAAGCCCGACCUCUGCCCCGAACCUAAUUUCUUCAGACGCUGUCGUCUGGGUGCUCACUAUUUCAGUGUGAAAAAGGCUUCUUUCCCCACGAUUUCCUGCAAAGCCGUGUCUGUGAAGCAGCCCUCAUCGUCGACUACCCAUAUCGAUGGACUCAACAUCGCCGAGGAUGUUACUCAGCUUAUAGGGAACACACCAAUGGUGUUCUUGAAUACUAUUGUAAAAGGUUGUGUUGCAAAUAUUGCUGCCAAACUUGAGAUUAUGGAGCCAUGUUGCAGUGUCAAGGACAGGAUAGGAUUCAGUAUGAUAGCUGAUGCUGAGGAGAAGGGGCUUAUCUCACCAGGGAAGACUGUCUUGGUGGAACCUACGAGUGGUAACACUGGCAUUGGACUAGCCUUUAUUGCUGCUUCUAGAGGAUACAAACUCAUUUUAACAAUGCCUGCAUCGAUGAGUCUUGAGAGAAGGGUUCUUCUGAAAGCUUUCGGUGCUGAUCUGAUUGUGACGGAUCCGGCCACGGGAAUGAAAGGCGCUGUUCAAAAAGCUGAAGAGAUAUUGAAUAAAACACCCAAUGCCUAUAUGCUUCAACAAUUUGACAAUCCUGCAAAUCCUAAGAUACACUAUGAAGCAACUGGUCCGGAGAUCUGGGAAGAUACGAAAGGAAAGGUGGACAUACUUGUUGCAGGCAUUGGUACUGGUGGAACCAUUUCUGGUGCAGGGCGAUUUCUCAAGGACCAAAACCCUAACAUUAAGAUCAUUGGCGUGGAGCCAACAGAAAGCAACGUAUUAUCCGGUGGAAAGCCUGGCCCUCACAAAAUUCAAGGGAUUGGGGCAGGUUUUAUUCCAGGAAAUUUAGAUCUAAAGGUGGUGGAUGAAGUAAUAGAGAUAUCAAGUGAUGAUGCUGUUGAAACUGCGAAGCAAUUAGCAGUUAAAGAAGGAUUGCUGGUGGGCAUUUCCUCGGGAGCAGCUGCAGCUGCUGCAAUGGUGGUUGCAAAGCGACCUGAGAAUGCGGGAAAGCUUAUUGCGGUUGUUUUCCCUAGCUUUGGGGAGCGGUAUCUAUCGAGUGUACUUUUCCAGUCGAUUCGGGAUGAAUGCGAAAAAAUGCAACCGGAGGCGUGAGCAUAUUGAUUUUGAAGUGAUUUUCUGAACGCAAAUAAAAACAAUUUUUGAUGAACUUUUGUUAUAGUUUGAUUAGUUUCUUAACUUUGGUGGAUUGUUGCAUAAUCAACUUGUAAUUCAGAACUAAAUGAUCUCUGAUGUAAAUUUUCUUUGUGCUGCAUUUGUUGGCAAAGUUGAUUAUACUCUUGAUUAAAAUGGACUUAAUAGCUGAUUUAGUCUCCGA
Messenger RNA from Ipomoea triloba (trilobed morning glory), 1501 nucleotides. Its product is annotated as cysteine synthase, chloroplastic/chromoplastic-like. The coding region runs from base 109 to 1278 and encodes 389 amino acids. Gene Ontology annotation, biological process: double fertilization forming a zygote and endosperm; pollen tube growth. Gene Ontology annotation, cellular component: cytoplasm. The record is from RefSeq and is a predicted model, not a curated record. NCBI's taxonomy places the organism in Eukaryota, Viridiplantae, Streptophyta, Magnoliopsida, Solanales, Convolvulaceae. Gene Ontology annotation, molecular function: cysteine synthase activity. The transcript is spliced from 10 exons.